ACGCAGAUGGAUGGAUCUCUGUCUGUCUCAUACUCAGACACAGUACCCAGAUGCUUUUAUAAAUCCACUUUGAACUUUCAAUGAACCAGCUCUCUGUUCUGUCUUUCCGUAUGAUGUGAGAAGGAUCUUUCUUGCUGUCGUUUUUGUGCAGAUCUUAAGCUUAAUCACCUCGUAAAGAAAAGGAUCCGAUAAGCUAAUCGAGCUCUGCAUCAACAGUCAUGGAGACUGUCAUUUCCAAUCUCCUUAGCUUCACCGUUUUAUUCUUCGUCUUGUUUUCCUGCUCCACUUUCACUUCUACCGAUGCUUAUGAUGCGCUCGAUCCAACUGGCAAUAUCACUAUCAAAUGGGAUAUAAUAAGCUGGACCCCGGAUGGCUAUGUUGCUGUUGUUACAAUGUACAAUUUCCAACAGUAUCGCCAUAUUCAGGCACCCGGUUGGACAUUAGGGUGGACAUGGGCCAAAAAGGAAGUAAUCUGGAGCAUGAUGGGAGGCCAGACUACAGAGCAAGGGGAUUGUUCAAAGUACAAAGGAAAUACCCCGCAUUGCUGUAAAAAGGAUCCCACGGUUGUGGAUUUAUUGCCCGGAACUCCUUAUAACCAGCAGAUUGCAAAUUGCUGCAAAGGCGGGGUGUUAAAUUCGUGGGUUCAAGACCCCGGCAAUGCAGCAAGCUCAUUUCAGGUUAGUGUGGGCGCUGCAGGAACGACUAACAGAACUGUGAGAGUGCCUAGAAACUUUACCCUGAAAGCGCCAGGUCCGGGAUAUACUUGUGGGCCUGCAAAGGUUGGGAAACCGACUAAAUUCAUAACAGCCGAUAAAAGGAGAAUAACACAAGCUAUGAUGACAUGGAAUGUCACAUGCACAUAUUCGCAAUUCCUGGCACAGAAGACACCUACGUGUUGCGUCUCGCUCUCUUCCUUCUAUAACAACACCAUUGUUGGUUGCCCGACAUGCGCUUGCGGCUGUAAUAACGCAACCGACUCUGGGAGUUGUGUAAAUGAAAAGUCUUCACAUUUAGCUUCAGCUGUUUCGGGACCAGGCAAAUCUACCAUUGCACCCAUGCUUCAGUGUACAAGCCAUAUGUGUCCGGUUCGAAUCCACUGGCAUGUUAAGCUCAACUACAAGGAAUACUGGCGUGUGAAGAUCACAAUCACCAAUUUCAAUUAUGCAAUGAAUUACUCGCAGUGGAAUAUUGUUGCGCAACAUCCCAACUUCGACAAUCUUACUCAACUUUUCAGCUUCAAUUACAAACCAUUAACUCCAUAUGCCGGCUUAAAUGAUACAGCCAUGUUAUGGGGACUUAAGUUCUAUAAUGAUUUCCUCAAAGAAGCUGGUCCUCUUGGGAACGUGCAAUCAGAACUAUUAUUCCGAAAAGAUGCAUCGACUUUCACUUUCGAAAAGGGAUGGGCUUUUCCACGGAGGAUUUAUUUCAACGGCGAUAACUGUGUCAUGCCACCUCCUGACGCCUACCCCUGGUUGCCAAAUACCGGUUUCAGGCCAGUUAUCUCUCUACUACAGCCAAUCAUGACAAUCUUGGCAUCAUGUGUCUUCAUAUGGGCUUAUAUGUGAUGAAUACCGUCUGUGAGACCACUAAAACUAUCCGUUCGACGAUUGACGUCCAGUUUGCAUCUGAUUUUGUAUUAUCACACUGAAGCUUUUAACAAUCAAGUUGAUGGGGUUCUUUCUCUGGUCCGAAUGACCAUUUGGUGUAUUAUUUAUGUAUCAGGGUUGUAAUUUGCACCAUUUCUUUGUAGUGUCAACUGCUUUUGUUGCACGUUUUAUUCACAUGAUACACAGGAUCGAUUUGUUUGUAGAAUAUCCA
This is a messenger RNA of Hibiscus syriacus, 1818 nucleotides long. RefSeq names its product protein COBRA-like. Gene Ontology annotation, biological process: plant-type cell wall cellulose biosynthetic process; cellulose microfibril organization. The transcript is spliced from 6 exons. Lineage: Eukaryota; Viridiplantae; Streptophyta; Magnoliopsida; Malvales; Malvaceae. Gene Ontology annotation, cellular component: plasma membrane. Bases 219 to 1565 code for a protein of 448 amino acids. The record is from RefSeq and is a predicted model, not a curated record.